This is a messenger RNA of Gossypium arboreum, 1202 nucleotides long. RefSeq names its product probable prolyl 4-hydroxylase 7. The transcript has 7 exons. The record is from RefSeq and is a predicted model, not a curated record. Gene Ontology annotation, molecular function: procollagen-proline 4-dioxygenase activity; L-ascorbic acid binding; iron ion binding. Bases 151 to 1080 code for a protein of 309 amino acids. Lineage: Eukaryota; Viridiplantae; Streptophyta; Magnoliopsida; Malvales; Malvaceae. Gene Ontology annotation, biological process: peptidyl-proline hydroxylation to 4-hydroxy-L-proline. Gene Ontology annotation, cellular component: endoplasmic reticulum.
CCCAUUAAAUUCCCACUUAAAUAGAAAAUAAAUGACAUAUUAAAAACUAAUAAUAAAAACAAAGCUACUCUCUUCAAAGUCGAAGUCUCUCAUCUCUGCGAUUCUAGUACGGAUUGGAGCAAAGCCGAUUAUAUUUGUUUUCAUUUUCUCAUGGAUUCUCAGCAUUUUCUCGGAUUCUUUCUUCUAAUUUUCCUUCAGUCUUGUUUGGUUUCGGCUGAUAUUAAUGGAUCGGUUCUUAAAAUGAAAACAGGAACUUCUUCGGUUCCGUUUGAUCCGACUCAUGUUACUCAACUCUCAUGGCGCCCUAGGGCUUUCAUUUACAAAGGAUUUUUAUCGAGUGAUGAAUGUGAUCACCUCAUUACUCUGGCCAAGGAUAAGUUAGAGAAAUCAAUGGUGGCGGAUAAUGAAUCAGGUAAAAGCGUCGAAAGUGAAGUUCGAACCAGCUCUGGCAUGUUUCUUCAGAAAGCUCAGGAUGAAGUAGUCGCUGAUAUUGAAGCUAGGAUUGCAGCAUGGACCUUCCUUCCAGUUGAGAAUGGGGAGUCCAUUCAAAUACUACACUAUGAACAUGGUCAGAAGUAUGAGCCACAUUUCGAUUAUUUUCAUGACAAAGCUAAUCAACAGCUCGGUGGUCACCGUAUUGCUACUGUACUGAUGUAUUUGUCUGAUGUUGAGAGUGGAGGGGAAACUGUGUUUCCAAAUGCAGAGGGACGACUUUCUCAGGUGCAGGAUGAAAGUUGGUCGGCCUGUGCCAAAAAUGGAUUUGCAGUGAAACCCCGAAAAGGUGAUGCAUUACUGUUCUUCAGCCUACAUCCUGAUGCGACAACUGAUACAGCCAGUUUGCAUGGAAGUUGCCCAGUGAUUAAGGGUGAGAAAUGGUCAGCAACAAAGUGGAUCCAUGUGAGGUCCUUCGAUAGGAGCAAGCGUUUAAACAGGCGCGCCGCAAUGGGGGAGUGCGUUGAUGAGAAUGAAAACUGUGCUGGGUGGGCUAAGGCCGGUGAAUGCGAAAAGAACCCUACCUACAUGGUGGGUUCUCGAGGCUCUCCCGGAUUUUGUAGAAAAAGUUGUAAGGUAUGCUCGUAGAAGGUCUUUCUGGGGAUCCAUAAAGAGUGAGUUUUAACCAUUAAUAGCUGUAUAUACUGAUACCUGAGUGAUAUGACAAAACGGACUUUGUUCCAAACAAAGUAGGUUUUCCAAUAAUCAAA